AUGGUUUUGAAUGCUUUUCCCGUGAGCAGGCACCGCUCCGACAUGUCGGAGCGUGUUUUGCGAAUCACCGCACACGUGUGGCCGGGUGGGCGGGAGAGUGUCUGGGUGGGCUGGGAGAGUGUCCGGGUGGGCUGGGAGAGUGUCCGGGUGGGCUGGGAGAGUGCCGGGUGGGCCGGGAGAGUGUCCGGGUGGGCAGGAGAGUGUCCGAGUGGGCCGGGAGAGUGUCCGGGUGGGCCGGACGAGUGUCCGGGUGGGCCGGACGAGUGUCCGGGUGGUAGGAAAAUGUCCGGGUGGGCGGGAGAGUGUCCGUGUGGGCGGGAGAGUGUCUGGGUGGGUAGGACGAGUGUCCAGGUGGGCGGGAGAGUGUCCGGGUGGGCGGGAGAGUGUCCGGGUGGGCCGGACGAGUGUCCAGGUGGGCGGGAGAGUGUCCGGGUGGGCCGGGAGAGUGUCCGGGUGGGCCGGACGAGUGUCCGGGUGGGCCGGAAGAGUGUCCGGGUGGGCGGGAGAGUGUCCGGGUGGGCGGACGAGUGUCAGGGUGGCCAACGAGUGUCCGGGUGGCCGGACGAGUGUCCGGGUACCGACGAGUGUCAGAGUGGGCGGAAGAGUGUCCGGGUGGGCGGGAGAGUGUCCGGGUGGCCGACGAGUGUCCGGGUGGCCGACGAGUGUCCGGGUGGCCGGAAAGUGUCCGGGUGGCCGGACGGGUGUCCGGUGUCCGGGUGGGCGGAAGAGUGUCCGGGUGGGCCGGACAAGUGUCCGGGUGGCCAGACGAGUGUUCGGGUGGGCCGGGAAAGUGUCCGGGUGGGCGGACGAGUGUCCGGGUGGGCGGGAGAGUGUCCGGGAAGGCCGGGAGAGUGUCCGAAAGGCCAGGAGAGUGUCCAGGUUGGCGGGAGAGUGUCCGGGUGGGUGGGAGAGAGUACGGGUGGGCCGGACGAGUGUCCGGGUGGGCGGGAUAGUGUCCGGGUGGGCGGGAGAGUGUCCGUGUGGGCGGGAGAGUGUCCGUGUGGCCGGACGAGUGUUCGGGUGGGCCGGAAGACUGUCCGUGUGGGCGGGAGAUUGUCCGGGUGGGGCGGGAGAGUGUCCGUGUGGGCGGGAGAGUGUCCGGGUGGGCCGGGAGAGUGUCCGUGUGGGCGCGAGUGUCCGGGUGGCCGGACGAGUGUCCGGGUGGGCGGGAGAGUGUCCAUGUGGGCGGGAGAGUGUCCGUGUGGGCCGGGAGAGUGUCCGGGUGGGCCGGGAGUGUGUCCGGGUGGGCGGGAGAGUGUCCGGGUGGGCGGGAGAGAGUAUGGGUGGGCCGGACGAGUGUCCGGGUGGGCCGGAAGACUGUCCGUGUGGGCGGGAGAUUGUCCGGGUGGGCCGGGAGAGUGUCCGUGUGGGCGGGAGAGUGUCCGGGUGGGCCGGGAGAGUGUCCGUGUGGGCGCGAGUGUCCGGGUGGCCGGACGAGUGUCCGGGUGGGCGGGAGAGUGUCCAUGUGGGCGGGAGAGUGUCCGUGUGGGCCGGGAGAGUGUCCGGGUGGGCCGGGAGUGUGUCCGGGUGGGCGGGAGAGUGUCCGGGUGGGCGGGAGAGAGUAUGGGUGGGCCGGACGAGUGUCCGGGUGGGCCGGGAGAGUGUCCGUGUGGGCGGGAGAGUGUCCGGGUGGCCGGAGGAGUGUCCGUGUGGGCGGGAGUGUGUCCGGGUGGCCGGACGAGUGUCCGUGUGGGCGGGAGAGAGUACGGGUGGGCCGGACGAGUGUCCGGGUGGGCGGGAGAGUGUCCGGGUGGGCUGGACGAGUGUCCGGGUGGGCCGGGAGAGUGUCCGUGUGGGCGGGAGAGUGUCCGGGUGGCCGGACGAGUGUCCGGGUGGGCCGGGAGAGUAUCCAGGUGGGCGGACGAGUGUGCGGGUGGGCGGGAGAGUGUCCGGGUGGGCCGGACAAGUUUCCGGGUGGGCCGGGAGAGUGUCCGUGUAGGCGGGAGAGUGUCCGGGUGGGCGGACGAGUGUCCGGGUGGGCGGGAGAGUGUCCGGGUGGGCUGGACGAGUGUCCGGGUGGCCGGACGAGUGUCCGUGUGGGCGGGAGAGUGUCCGGGUGGCCGGACGAGUGUCCGGGUGGGCGGGAGAGUGUCCGGGUGGGUUGGACGAGUGUCCAUGUGGGCGGGAGAGUGUCCGGGUGGGCCGGACGAGUGUCCGGGUGGGCUGGAGAGUGUCCGGGUGGGCGGACUAAUGUCCGGGUGGGCGGGAGAGUGUCCGGGUGGGCCGGAUGGUUGUCCGGGUGGGCGGGAGAGAGUACGGGUGGGCCGGGAGAGUGUCCGGGUGGGCCGGACGAGUGUCUGGGUGGGUUGUCCAGGCGCUGGCAGCCUCGCCCCGACGGGGACGCGACCGCAGGCGCCCCGACGUCCGAGGCAGCCACCCGCCCGCGCGAACAAAACAGGCAGGUGA
Messenger RNA from Bacillus rossius redtenbacheri, 2406 nucleotides. RefSeq names its product multiple epidermal growth factor-like domains protein 6. The record is from RefSeq and is a predicted model, not a curated record. Bases 1 to 2406 code for a protein of 801 amino acids. NCBI's taxonomy places the organism in Eukaryota, Metazoa, Arthropoda, Insecta, Phasmatodea, Bacillidae. The transcript is spliced from 3 exons.